Messenger RNA from Orussus abietinus, 4144 nucleotides. Its product is annotated as formin-J. The record is from RefSeq and is a predicted model, not a curated record. Bases 196 to 3945 code for a protein of 1249 amino acids. Lineage: Eukaryota; Metazoa; Arthropoda; Insecta; Hymenoptera; Orussidae. The transcript has 9 exons.
CGAAUGAUUUUCAAAAGUUUAACCAAGUUUAACCGUAAACGUUGAAUGACUGAUCUGGUGAGAACAUAAGUUUAAACGAAGAAUUAAGUAUUUAAUAAGUAGUUGAAACUUUCCGGCAUAUAUUACUCAGGCUAGGAAAGCAUGUGGGUCGGGCAAUAAUCCUCCGUGAUUUGAGAAUACGUCGAAGCUGCUGAGAUGAGUGACCUAAUAGAUUUAAGUAGCCCGGAUUCAAAAAAUAGUGGGAUUCUGAAGUUAGCAUCUCCUUUAAUACCAACUCCUACUGUUUCUACAAACGACGAAGGCAGCGUUUCAUCGAAUUUAGAGACCGUUGGAAAACUCAACAGCUUGGAGAAUAACCCAUUUGAUAAGGUCUUCCAUGAAACAGCAGAAUACAUAAGUAAAAAGAAUGAUCCGUUUGAGAUAGUUCUUGAAAAAGUGUUAAAGUCCAAAGAAGAAUGUGUUAAUUCAAAAGCCCAUUUCAUGAAGUUCAAAGAUGAUUUUACUCCCAAGCGAACGAGGCAUUCUGAUAUUCUAAAGAUGAAUAAAACAUUAGAUGAUUCUUUAAUUGAACUGGUACCAAAUUCAUCGUCAAGCAGAAAAUAUGGGUUUACCUUGUCAGAAAAUGAGAGUCUCGUACAUGAUCUUAAUAAUACUAGUUUACUCAGUGAAAACUAUCAAAAAAGUGAAUUGAGUAAUUUUUUAUUGAGAGAAGGAUUUAAACCACCAAACAUUAUGAUAUGUCCACCCAGUCCUAUUGACUUAUCGAUAUUAAAUAAUUCUGCCAUGAAUGACUCGCUAAUGGAAAGCAGCCGUAACACUUCAGAAGAAGAUCAGAUUAAAUAUCUCAUUGCUCAAAGAGUAUCGAUCAUUGAAAAAGGCACAAACAAAAGUGAAUAUUUAGCCAAGACUAAUGACUUUAAGAAACAUAAACUUUGGAGAUCCUUAUCCCAUGGGGAUAAACUGUCCCCUAAGGCAAAGAUACCUUUCAAGCAGAGGACUCAAUCCAUAGUUGAGUCGCUCAAAGUGGGAAAACCUGAUAGUGAAAGUUCAUUGAGUAAUCCUUCAAUUCUCUCAGAUGAUCCAUUUAAUACAGCAUUUUUAAUGAGACAAAUGAGUAACAGUUCCGUUGGUACCGGUCUUUCGAGCAUUUCGUCUAUAUCGAGACUAAACUCUGAUUCAUCGUGGUUUAAAUCGUCGUUAUCAGUUUUUUCUGAUGGCACCAUGAAUCAAGCCUUUCUAAGAGAUGAUUCAAAGGAUGGCAACAAUACAAGGAGUGAAACAUCGAGACUGAAUUCUGCUUCUUUAGUAUUUAAUAAAUCUCCAGUUUUACAUAGUGGUUCUGCGAAUCAACUCUUUCAAAACAAUAGUCAAGGGAAUGAAAUGUUAAAUGCAAAAUCUCCUUAUUCGCUUUCUGUUAAAUCUACCAGUUCGUUAGGGUUAAAUGUUCCUUCGAAACAGCCAAUUGCCAUUUUUGACUUGGCAGAAAAAUUUCAAAAACUUAGAAUGCAGUCGGAAACACCAUCUACUACUACCAGCCUUGAUGGCGCAUCGACUACAGGCACAGUUAAGACAUCUAUUAUAGAAAACCAGUGCACGGAUAGGAGCAAGUUAAUAGACAUAGAUGAUUUUAUAACUCCUGCAGUCUCGACAUCUUUGCAUCAGAAUUGCAAGAAUUCAUCAUCCACCAGUUCAACUCCAGAUUCUGUGUUCUUUGAAAACAGCAGCAUUGAUAAAUCAAUAUUGUUCCAAGCCAAGGCACUUGCAAAAACAUUUGAGCAAUUAGCAGAAAAAACUGUGUCGGGUUCUUGUAGUAGUGGCGAUGAUUUGGUAUCUAGUCAACCUCAAUGGAAUUUUGAUCUACUGCCGGUAUCGGAUGAUGAACAAGUCGUAGAUAACUUAAUUGAGUUACCUCCGUCGCCAAACGCAGCUUCAAACCCCAGUGCAAACACUGAAUUACAAAUUGUGAAGGAAAGUUCAUUGCAAAACUUAAACGACCUUAAAAAAGACAAGAACACGAUCAAAGAAUUAGAAAUGGAAUUCAUUGAUCCCCUAUCUACCGAAAAGAAAGCCGUUGCAGCUACAUUACUGUUAGAUCUCCAAAAACUAAUUAAGACAGAACACAAUUCCAAGGCAAAGAAGUUGCUCGAUAAUUUGGAGAAAGCUCUUGGGAUUAAUUAUGUGAGCAAUGUUGAAUUAUUGACAACUUGUUUGCAAAAUACCAAUGAUUUAACAAAAAGUUCUCGAACAUCAGACGGCCAAGUGGACUCCGUGGAUGAUAUGAAAAACGAUAGCGCUGAUAAUAGCCGGGAAGAAAACCUAAACAUAAUAUCGUUGGAAAGUACGAAGGAGUUUGAACAACAGGAAAGUACAAACUUAAGCGAUAAUCUUAAUACGGAUAAAGAAAUUAAUAAAACCAAUAAAUCUCUUAUUUUUGUAAACGAAGGGCUUGCGGACAUUUCACCCAUAGAGAAUACACAUUCUGAAAGAUCCGUGGAAAUGAUUUCCGAUGAUUCCAUAAAUAUUGAAAAGAAAAGAGGGAGAAGUACAGCUGAUGAAAAAAUGGCAAUGGAACUCCUUGUUAGUUUGGGAAAAGUUUUAAAUGGUCAGAAUGUUGAUUCUUCAACGAUGUCAUUACUGCAAAAUUUAGGAAAGGUUUUAAAUUUUGCUACCAGUCAAUCUAAUUCCGAAUAUGAACAAAUUGAUGAUCGAUGUCCUCCAAAAAUUGCGAAAGUAACCCCAUCAAUGAAUACAUUUAACAAGCAACAAGUUAAUUCAUCUGAACAACAGCCACGUUUACCAAAAUCAGCAAGUAGAAGAAGUUUGGAUUCAACGAUGCAUACAAGUAAAAGAAAUGUAGACUUAUCAGCAAAUCCAAAAUCGGUCCCUGAAAAGACUCUCAGAAGGAGUAUCUCUAUAAGCCAAACAACUACUAGUGCCAACAAAAUAGCCAAUUCGCCUAUUGCAAAGGAUAAGCAUAUGCCGCAAUUGAAAGAGGUAAAAAAACGUUUCUCAAGUGAUCCCGGUUUUGGUGUAACGACCGAUGCUAAGACAAGAGCUGAAUUAAGCAUAAUAAAUAAAAAGACCCCAUUAAUGAAAGAUAAUAGAUCAAAGUCUAUCACCAUACCCGAAUUGCAGACUAGUAAGUCGUCGAGAGUAGUAAAUGUGGUAAAGAAUAAAUUGAAGAAAAAAACAAACCCUGAGAUAUUGGGUAAAAAGGGUCCGUUGAGAGCACUUGUGCCAUUAGGCAGCAUGCAACGUCGAGGUUCAUUGGGAAAGAAAGUAGGUCCAACGAUGAGUCCAAGUACACCGCCAAAGUCCACUCAUGAUGCUCCAUCAGUUUUCACGGUAACUAGCAGCACACCAAACCCUACGGUGAACAUUUCCGGUCCAAUGAAAUCUCCGAAAAAUAAGCCGGUGGCCUCGUCGACUCCGGAUGCUGCUAACAAGAUUCGCAGAGUCAAGGUUCAAAUUUCCCAGGCAUCUGCAAAGCGCAACAUUUCAUGUAAUAUUUCGCCGGUAACAUCAAAGAUAAGCGCUAGUAAUGGUGACAGUAGCGGUGGCUCAAAGAGAAGUUCAAAAAUCUACCGAUUAAACAAGACAUUGUCUCCGCCGAACGAAAAGACAUCUACAGUUCGUCCAGCGGAUUCGACCGAGUCCAGUAUUCCGAAGUAUUCUCCUUUUUCGAGUACCCGAAAAAAGAAUUCCUUCAGCGAUAUAAAGAAGUUACACCGCCGGUCAGAACCGUUUAAAUUUGCGAUCCCUAAAGAUUGUAAUAAAUUAGAAAAAUCACCGACUCCAAGGAACAAUAAAGAAGUUGAAGAACUGCAAAGUCCUCUGAAGAAUAAUAAUAAAUUGGUCACAAAAAUGAAGCCGUCUACCUUGAUAUCAAAGCUUCGGCGAUGUAGUAGUGGAGCAAAUAUUAUCGGAAAGGAGAAUCGUCCAUGAUUAAUUUAUAUUUGUAAGUAACUGCUUUGAUCAUUGCUCCCUCGUAUUAUGGAGAAUAAUAUAAUAAGAUAUCAAAAAUAAGGCUCAUAAAAACCAAUUCAUUCGUUGGUGUUUUAUAAGAAUGAGUUGACCACCUCAAUCACCUUUGGACGUAAUGCAGUAUUCUAUACGUUUUGUAAUAAAAUGUUCUUGAACUUGA